CUAAAAAUGCAAGUAAAUGCAAGCGUUACUUCAAACAUUCUCUAGCAGCCUAACGAUAUUCUAACUCAUCCUUGUGAAUACGAUCAGUCAGGAGUCGUCAUGAAAUUCUCCAUGAUGUUGGAUAUCUGUCUUUUUGCCACGAUGAUAUAUCUUUCUGCAGAACAAGGUCCUUCCCGACAUGCAGUAGAAAUAUGCGACAACGAACAGGCCACCAUACGCUGUCGAGAAAGGAUAGUGGUUGAAUCCGCACGUUACGGCCAAGCAAGAGGAAACAGAUGUGGCGCAGAGGUCCACGGUAACUGUGAGAGGAAUGUAACUAACAUAGUUAAAGGGUUAUGCAACAAUAAGGCAACGUGUCAGAUUCAACCUGUUCAGCUGUUCGCUGACCCCUGUCCAGGGACAGUGAAGUCCGCGGAGGUUAUUUAUAUUUGUCAUUUCUGGCUUUUCUAGUAGAGUAGGACACUUGUAACCUGCUAUUAAAUGAUAUCUUUGAGA
This is a messenger RNA of Ostrea edulis (European flat oyster), 495 nucleotides long. RefSeq names its product rhamnose-binding lectin-like. NCBI's taxonomy places the organism in Eukaryota, Metazoa, Mollusca, Bivalvia, Ostreida, Ostreidae. The record is from RefSeq and is a predicted model, not a curated record. The coding region runs from base 100 to 450 and encodes 116 amino acids. Gene Ontology annotation, molecular function: carbohydrate binding. The transcript is spliced from 2 exons.